AGAAUAAAUAUCACAAGUUCAGUUUGUCCUCGCUCACGCGUCACACAAAAAUUUCAUAUGCAUAUACAACGGCCAUGUGCUACUGUUUACUAUUUGGCCACUGACAGUUUCCAGAAGUGUUUCCUUUCUUUUUUUUGACAUUACGCUAAUUUCAAUGCGCCUCGCGAAAGGGACCAACCGACUACGUCGUAUCAAGGACGUUUAAGCCGGAUUCGCGGGAAGCGAUCGUUCCUAUGGAAUUGUUCGGUCUGCGUGUGGAUUCCGUAUGAAAAAGAAAAAAAUUAUAUUCGUGGAAUUGUCAAAACAAUUUCCUUGUUUCGUCAUACUUGUCUCGAGUGAUCAAUCGUAAUUGGAACAAUUGAUAAAAAUCAAAGUCAAAUUGUAAUUAGACAUCGAUAAUAAAUUCGAUUGGGAAUUGCAUAUUAUUUCUUUUCGCAAUUAUACAUAUAUACAUCGAUCUGAUAAUAAUUUAAAUAUUUUAUCUAUGGCCAUUAUUUUUUUAUCAAUCAAAGGGUUAAUCAAGACUCGGUACGAUCUUCAAUCAUACGCGUAUACCGUAGGUUGUUAUUACGUCGGAGGCUAUAAUCAAAAAAAAAUUAUCUUUUAGUCAUUGAUUCCGGAUAAAAAGGUUGUUUCAGCUUGACACGUCGUGGGCUGUCCUUCGAUUAUGCGUUACGCAACUCCACGGAAACGUUGAUGCAAUUACGUUGCUUCGAAGGAUUCGUUUACGAGCAGCUCGCGUUUGAGUAGUGCCGAUUAUUUCACACGAAUUUCAUCAACGGACCAACGCACUGCCUGCGCACUGUGAACCGAGCAUUACAUAGUCUAAUCCAUUUUAUCUGUCUGCUCGAUUUUAUAUCUCGACCCGACCUAACCUGAUCCGACUUUGCUACAGUUAUUUUCUGUAUGUCCGAUACUUCUGUAUUUUCUGCGCCAACGAAUCGCGCUGGUCGGCAUUCGAACGAGAAGUCAUUUAACUUCGCAGCUAUUCUUGGAAAGUCGUCCGCGAGAUUCAAUUACGUUUAAAUAAUUUAUUCUGAUAAAAGAAAGAAGAUGCAGGAAAAAUCAGCGGAAUCGACUGACAGAGUAGCGGGUAGACGUUACUGGUUAUGAUUGACUAUCACGUGGGUCCGUAGUGGGGUAAUGCUGACACGUCAAAGACAAGGAUCAAGAUGCUGACGGUGAUGUGUCCCAACUGCCGACACCGGUUUCCGGCCCCCGGAUGCUGCAACCCUACGAUGCCUGUCGCGGCUCCAUCUUCUUGCGGUCUUCAUCAAGUCGACUGUGGGAAUUAUUAUGGGGGUGGUCUCCUGGUACCACGUGGAUACACUAAUGGGGGUGGAUGCAUCAUUAAUGCACCUACCAUAAUACAUGGACCAGCCAUCAUACAGAGCCAGCCUGCGGUGGCCGAGAGAGUUCAGAGGCACCAGGACACCAGGGAUGCUGAGUGUCAUAUAACUACGACCUGCGAGAUGACCGGUGGAAGCGUUACCAUCACUACGCCAAGCAUACAGUCUGGAGGAUGCUUGAUCCAGAGCACCGAUUCUGGAGUGUUGGUCCAGGCACCCAGGAUCGAAGUCAGACCUAAACUGUCCGGUGGGGGCUGCCUGGUCCAGACCCAGUUCUCAACUGACGAAUCCGAUCCUGGAAAUCUUCUCAAUGACGAGGAUAUCGUCACAGGCUGCGGAUCAUUUGGUCCAGCUGGGAUCUUUCAGAAUCCACAUCCGAUGCUCUGCGUACCACCUAGCGGAUGCCAGGAAUUGCCUGGUACCCGUCGCAGCAGCAGUCCCAGAAAGGAUCAGGAAAGACUGUCAGAUGCUGACCGCAAUCUGGUCCAUGGAUGCUGCAGGGGUUUCAACGGCUGUCACCGUUCCUCUGGGGUCUAUGACCAGCAAGCUCAUUCAGGUAGAUGUAACAGCUUCCAGGAGCAGAUCCCGUGUUCGCCAGGUGCUGGGUCGGCUGUUGGUAAUCAUCAGCAUGGAUGCUGCACUCAGCCGCAUAAGCAGUCUCAGCUGUACUCGGGGAGGAGCUCACUGGAAGAGACCACUUCCGGGGCUGUCAUUCAAGUCAACGCUACCGUCCAGCUGCCACCUAACGUAGGACAAUGCACCGUUAAUAUCACCGCUACGACUACCGCAGCCAACUGUACCAAUCCCACGUCCAACGCUACCACCAGGAGUCGCAACAACUUCAACGGCGGCGGGUUGGUCCAGCCCGCUGAGGUUGGAACGGCUGCGCCGACAGAGCGUCGCGACGGUGCUCCGACCACCCCGGUGUCCUGGCUCAUGCCCUGUCCGUGGGGCUUCGAUAACUACCACCUGGACAAGGAUCUCCUAGUGCGUCUCAGCGACGCUCGACGACUUCUUCAGUGCUCCGGAUGGUACCACGAAGGUCUCAGCUGGCAGCAGAGCGAAGCUCUUCUUCGGGAAGCACCGGUUGGACGAUGGCUCCUUCGAGACAGCUCGGACAGUCGCUUCACCUUUGCCGUCUCCGUGCAGACGUCCAGGGGACCCACUUCCGUCCGCGUUCACUACUUCCUGGGCCACUUCCGGCUAGACGCUGAGCCACGUCUUGCCCUGGCCAUGCCUCACUUCGACUGUCCCAUCAAGAUGCUGGAGUACUACGUGGACUACUCGAAACGGAUGGACGAGAAGCGGGAAGUCUGGGUCGAUCACAGCGGUCAGCUCUACAGUCAGAUUUACUUCGCUAAGCCCCUCGUAAAGGAGGUUAGGUCAUUAUCGCAUUUAGCACGUUUGGCUGUUAAUCGCGCGAAAAUACCCACCGACGAUCUUCCUCCGCUCAUUCGUAAUUAUCUUGCUGAGUAUCCCUACGCGCUCUGAGACUAUGUCUUAUACAGGGUGUCGUAAGUGUACCAAGAUAGCGGAAGCUGACCCCGUGCGACCUAUCGACCCCUUAACUAAUUGUAAGGAAUAUUUUUACGAGGCGGAGAUAUUUUUUAGGAGCGAUCGCGAAGCGACCACCCGUUAUAUAUUCUUCCACAAGUAACUCCUAAGCGAAACAAGGUUUAUUUUUCUAUAUCGUUAUAUCCUGGAGAAUCGCGCUCCGUUCGUUCUGGUUAGAGGUUCCUAUGCGACUUCCAGGGUGGGACCAAGGGAUUAUCUGUCUGGAUCUAAAAGCGUAUUACUUUAUUAAAUUAAAUUUGAUUUUUUUUUUUAUUUACGAAAUCCAAGAUGAUAUGGUACACCGUGUAUGACCAAAGAAUUGGCCGAUAGUAUGCUAGUUAUACAGAAUUCUUGGAUCUGUUUUUUUUUUAAUUUUCCUUAUUCUCUUUCAAUAUUUUUUUCUUCUUUUAUAUUCCCUUUCGGGUUCUCCUGGAUACACGCGAUCCCGAGGAGAUCCUUGAGAUUAGUCAGUGCAGCAUAAUAUUAGUGAAUGUAUAUCUACACAGGAUAGAAUUCUACAUGUAUAUAAAUAUCCACUUCCGUUACUCUGGGACGAAGAUAACCUGGAAUCGGAUAGGGUACCAUAUACAUACCCUUGAGACCGAAGGUGUUCGUUGUACCCAGGAGUGCCCAAUGGAACAAAUACUGCCAGAGAAUAGGUUCCAGACUAGGGAAUAUACUCACGGGUUCAAUUGGCGCUCAUAAUUAAAUAUUAUAGUCGAUUUGUAAUGAAAAUGUAACAAAAAUUUGUUUUUCUUUUUUUUUUUAUCGAUACACUACAUUCUCAGGAUCACAAUGUCGUGUGGUCAGGGCCAUAAAGUUUCGCUGGGUAAAAACGCGCGACAAGCGUCAGUGUCCGCUUUCUCGAAGAUGAUCCUGGGUUAUUUGAAGUCUCGUGCUCAUUCGAAAGCAUCGAGGAUUUCGUAUACGGCCACAAAGGCAUUCGAGUGGGUAUCUGUAGUUCCCGAGAAUGACAGUUGAUACGACGAUACUUUUCGUGUCAGUGCGCAUGCGCGGUCAGCCACGAGACUUUUUUGUUUUCUUUAGAUUAUUUAAUUAGACUGAAUGCUGGUGGGCACGUGCGCAUCGCAUAACAAUGAUAACGAGCGACAACGUUGCCAUUGUAAUACACGAGGUUUGCCAAUAUUUUUGCAAGGGUGCGAAUUUUGAAUUUCGUUAAUAUUAAGGUGUACCAUGUAAUUAGGAUUUUAAGAGCGAGCGUGUAGCAAAAAGACAGAUUCAUUGUGAAGGAAGGAAAAUUUUCGGAUUUGACGUACGAAAGUCAGGACGGAGCUUCGUUGUUCGUGAAGAGCGGGAUCACGUGGAAAAUGAAAAAUAGCGGGUGAAAGGGAAUUUUGAAAAAAAAAUAUUUUUUUCAUCUUGCGCAAUACUCGCUGUUAUUACUUUUCUUUUAUUUGUCUUUUUUUCGUGCGCUUUUGCCCGCCCGCGUUGGCGCAAUCUCGAGGAUUCAUUUUUUGAGAUUAAAUUAGUUUAAUGAGAGAGAGGAGCGUCUUUUUCGUUAUUGCGAAGAUAAUUAGUCCUGCGUGUUGUUAUUAUUAUUGCUGCACACGUAAUGGUUUAAUUCGUUGCGUCAUUAGGUUUAGACGAAUGUAUCUACUUGCUCGGGUUUAACAAUGGUCACGCAUACGUGGACGGCUGGAAGAGAAUUAAUUUCGUGAUUCUCUUUUUUUUUCUAUUUUUCUUACGUACAGACAAAUUUGUUCUUCCGAUUACAUAGUAUUACGAUCGAACGGAACUAGACUUGUCGUAAGCAUUUUAAAUGUUUGUUCUCGAUCAACGUAAAUACGGUUGGACGUUGUCAAUACCGUCAGUGAUUGUUCUGUAUUUUGAAAAAGGAAAGGAGCCAAGUAUCAAGCAAGAAAAAAGAGAGGCAACCGAUUAUUGGUAUGCUCGAGCGUAAAAUCUGUAAAUAUCUGUCAACAAGAUCAUGACCACAAACGUUGUUGUACGUGACCAUUUACUGUGGGGAGUUGAUAAAAAAUUAUUAUUAUUAUAAAAGCCUGUAAAAGAAUUUUUCAAAAAGACAUACACCUACGCGCAUAUGGCAGGUACAAUUGACAUUGAAAAACACGAGCACGUUGAGCCACUGUAUGAUAUAAAUAUAUAUAUACAUAUAUACACGAAUACACAUAUUUUUGUACGCGUUCGCAUGUGACGAAAGUAUAUAUAAGCCUGUCGCGUUUUUAUUACGAUAUUCGUUGCGAGUGUAGAAGAAAAAAAUUUGAAAAUACGUAUGCGUGCAUUUAUAUAUAUGUAUAUGUAGAAAUCUAAUUAGGCGGGAAGGUGUCUCUAUAUUAGAGGCAUUCUUAUGUAGCGACCCUUUAGUGGAAUUAGAUGUUCAAUUAUUUGUAUACCGUUUGCGAACGAUUCUCUUGAGAACUAAAAUUUGAGCUAGCGAAGGUUUGAGUGACGAAAAAGAUAAAUAAUAGAGAAAGGACUGUUCGAAUUAACUGUCUCUGCGCAUGCGCGUUUACGAUUUUCCGUUCUUUACGAUCAAAUCAGAUUUAAUCCUCACGAGCGAAAUGGACCCUAAUGAUACCGACUGUGUACAUCUUUACCGACGAAAAUCGAGGAGGGACUCCCGUUGCAUUAGCAAUUGAUUAUUUAGCAUAAUUUACUUUCUACCUUGCUACGUGCAAAUGUCUUAUCUUUCUCUCUAUACGAAUAUUUCUGGCGAGCCUUCAAUAAUCUGACUGUAAUUUAUAAUAGGGAAUAACGACGAUUAUUUGGUGUCUGUAUAAGCGUAUUUAUAUAUCGAUUUAUUCAGUCGUAUAUCGUGUGGGUCCUGCCUAACUUUUACCUAGUUGAAUGAUAAGUUUUUCAAAUAAAUAAAACCAUGUAUUUUAUAUUACGACGAGAAUGUAUAGACCACAAGUUAAAUUAUUAAAGAAUUAUUUAUUACCAGUACUCGAA
Molecule: messenger RNA, 5837 nt
Organism: Cephus cinctus (wheat stem sawfly)
Lineage: Eukaryota; Metazoa; Arthropoda; Insecta; Hymenoptera; Cephidae
Exons: 2
Coding region: 1173-2840 (555 amino acids)
Biological process (GO): intracellular signal transduction; phosphatidylinositol phosphate biosynthetic process
Cellular component (GO): phosphatidylinositol 3-kinase complex
Molecular function (GO): 1-phosphatidylinositol-3-kinase regulator activity
Source: RefSeq, a predicted model, not a curated record